Molecule: messenger RNA, 1374 nt
Organism: Mycena indigotica
Lineage: Eukaryota; Fungi; Basidiomycota; Agaricomycetes; Agaricales; Mycenaceae
Product: WD40 repeat-like protein
Exons: 7
Coding region: 1-1374 (457 amino acids)
Biological process (GO): regulation of gene expression
Cellular component (GO): cytoplasm; Rpd3L complex; nucleus
Molecular function (GO): histone binding
Source: RefSeq, a predicted model, not a curated record
AUGCGUCCCCAGGUCGAAGACAUCGAAGACGACAUCGCUGCGGAGGAGGAGAACAAGCUUAUCAAUGAGGAGUACAAGACAUGGAAAAAGAACGCGCCGUAUCUCUACGACGUUGUGGUCACACACGCCCUCGAUUGGCCCAGCUUGACCUGCCAGUGGUUCCCUGACACCGAAAACUCUCCCAACAAGCCGUAUACGACCCACCGCCUGCUGCUGGGCACACACACUUCCGGGCAGGCGCAGGACUACGUUCAAAUUGCGACUGUCCAAAUCCCAAAACGCUCCGGUCCCGGCGCGGAGAAGCUGGACGCUGCCUCUUAUGAUGACGACCGUGGUGAACUUGGCGGCCACACAAUCCCCCCGGCUCCGCGAAUCCAGGUUGUCCAGCGGAUAAACCACGAAGGGGAAGUAAACCGCGCGCGAUAUAUGCCCCAAAACCCCGACUUGAUAGCAACCAAAACUGUUCAAGGCGAUGUCCUGGUCUUUGACCGUACAAAGCACAGCAAUGAGCCGGAUAGGAAUAAUAAGUGCGCACCUAAUAUACGGUUAACUGGUCAGAAGCAGGAAGGCUAUGGCCUGGCCUGGAAUCCGCUCAAGGAGGGCCAUGUCCUGAGCGCAUCAGAAGACACGACGAUCUGCCAUUGGGACAUCACAUCGUACACAAAGGCGACUGCGACGAUUGAGCCAACGACUGUCUUCCGUGGUCACAAUUCCGUAGUCGGGGAUGUUGAUUGGCACCCCAGCAAAGAGAACGUCUUUGCGAGCGUUGGAGACGACAAAAUGCUGAUGAUUUGGGAUACCCGCGCGCCGACACAGCCUUCACUGAGCAAGGAAGCGCACGAAAGAGAAAUCCUCGCAGUCGCUUUCAGCCCCGCUCAAGAGCACCUACUACUUACCGGAAGUGCCGACAAGACGAUUGUUCUCCACGACCUGCGUGAACCGAGCAAAGCGUUGCACACUUUCCAAUUCCACACCGACGAGGUGCUGCAUCUUUCCUGGUCACCACACGAGGCGAGCGUUUUCGCGUCAGCAUCAGGCGACCGGAGGGUGAAUAUUUGGGACCUGUCUAUGAUCGGCAUGGAGCAAUCCCCAGACGACCAAGAAGACGGGCCACCAGAAUUGUUGUUUGUCCACGGAGGACACACCGCCCGUCCAACAGACUUUUGCUGGGCGCCGGGAAAGGCCGAUAGCUGGACCGCGACAAGCACGUCUGAAGACAAUAUUGUCAUGGUCUGGCAGCCGACAAUGCGGAUUUGGGCUGGAGACGCGGUGAAUAUUAACGAGAAAGAGCUGGAGGACAAUGCUAUGGAGGGUGUCGAGCAAGCGCCGAUAGCGGGGAGCAGCAAGGGAAAGAGCGUGGCGGGCGACGAUUGA